AUGGGGGCGUCGCGGGCCGCAACACGGAGGUCCAAGAGGCCACAGCCCGAGGCCGCGUCGCGCCCACGGCGCGUCGUCCACAGCACGCUGGUCUUCUACUGGAGGAAGGGGGAGCACCGCCACGGCCGACACAAGACUGGCUCGGGACGUGGAACGAGGCCCAAGGGCGAGGCUAGGACUCGGGGCUCGGGCGCCGAGCAAACCGCGACUCGGGCCUCCGGCGCGUCCCCCUCCCGCACUCCUGCAUCUCCCGGGGCGCGGACCCGGGCCGCCAGCCCCGCCCCCGCGCCGGGCCCCGCCCCCGGGCCCAGCUCCGCGCCCGCGGCGCGCGUGCCCGGCUCCUGCGGCCGCGCCCUGGCGGCGGCGCGCGCGCUGGCCUGGAGGCCGACCUGGAUGCCGGUGUGGAGGCCGCGCUGGCCCGGCAGGCACUGCGCGGGCGGCAUGGCGGCGCCCAGCGAGCGCGGCCGUUUUGGCGCCGGGAGCCUCUUCUCUUUCCUGCCCGGCGGCGCGCGCUCCGAGGUGACGGACGACCUGGUGACGGACGCGCGCGGCCGCGGCGCGGGGCGGAGAGAAGCCGCUGCUUCGGCCCGGGCGCCAUCCGCGGGGCCGGCGUCCGACCCUCCGGCCUCGGAGCUCGCCUCCCCGCGGCGGCCCUGCCGGGCCUGCGUGGAUUUCAAGUCGUGGAUGCGCACGCAGCAGAAGCGGGACAGCAAGUUUAGGGAGGAUUGCCCUCAGGAUCGCGAGGAACUGGGCCGCCACAGCUGGGCUGUCCUCCACACCCUGGCUGCCUACUACCCCGACCUGCCCACCCCAGAGCAGCAGCAGGAUAUGGCUCAGUUCAUACAUUUAUUUUCCAAGUUUUACCCAUGUGAAGAGUGUGCCGAAGACAUAAGGAAAAGGAUAUACAGGGACCAGCCAGACACGCGCACUCGGGUGAGCUUCACCCAGUGGCUCUGCCGUCUGCACAACGAGGUGAACCGCAAGCUGGGCAAGCCGGACUUCGACUGCUCACUGGUGGACGAGCGCUGGCGCGACGGCUGGAAGGACGGCUCCUGUGACUAGCCAGCGGCCAGAGCCUGGGGAGGCCCGGCCAGAGAGGGCGGGGCUUAUUAAAGUGCCGUCACACACAGAGCCUGUGGUGUCUCCGUUGGGUGGUCCCCAGACCCUGCCCUUGGAACCCUCUCCCUCUGAGGCUCGGGGGAGAAGUGGAGGAGUCUGAUGUGGUGGUGGCCUCCUCACGGGGGCCCCGCAGGGCUGCCGACGGGGGAGGCAGGGACAGCCUAGGACGUCCCUUCCCUUCAGGAUUCGGCCUCCUGCUCACCCACCCCGACGCCUGCUUCUCCACACAGGAAGCCCACAGGCCUGGCUGGGUACUGCCGUCUUGCCCCUCCAGGUCUGGCCUGUGUCUCCCCACCUUGUAGUGAGGGACAGUGGGGGAUAGUGACUGUAGCCCCGGAGGCUGUGCACUGUUUGCACGUCAGGAAAGAGGCCUAUGGGCCGAGCUCUGCUGCUCCCCUCCGGUCCGGCCUCUGGCCUUACAGGUUCCAUGGAACUCGAGACCAAAAUAAAAUGCUGGAGAAGUGACCGAA
Molecule: messenger RNA, 1589 nt
Organism: Cervus elaphus (red deer)
Lineage: Eukaryota; Metazoa; Chordata; Mammalia; Artiodactyla; Cervidae
Gene: GFER
Product: growth factor, augmenter of liver regeneration
Exons: 3
Coding region: 1-1062 (353 amino acids)
Biological process (GO): liver development
Cellular component (GO): mitochondrion
Molecular function (GO): flavin-dependent sulfhydryl oxidase activity; flavin adenine dinucleotide binding
Source: RefSeq, a predicted model, not a curated record